UCGGAUGUAUACCACGCCUACCAAAUAGUCGGCUCCCACGGCAUACCCGACAACCAGAUCAUUGUAUUUCAUUUCGACGACAUCGCCGACCAUAAGCUAAACCCGACGCUCGGGGUUGUCAUCAAUAGGCCUAACGGGACGGACGUUUACCACGGGGUGCCCAAGGAUUAUGUCGGCGCUGAUGUCAAUCCUAAAACUUUUCUGAAAGUACUUUCUGGUGACCAGGAGUUAGCAAAUGCUGGCAGAAAAGUGCUCAAAAGUGGACCUGAUGAUCAUGUGUUUAUAUUUUUCGAUGACCAUGGCUCAAUGUUUGACAAGUUGUUACCAAAGGACAUCAACAUAUACGCGACUACAGCCUCUCUGCCCACCGAGAAUAGCUAUCAAUGGGAUUUGGACAGCACC
Molecule: messenger RNA, 402 nt
Organism: Oppiella nova
Lineage: Eukaryota; Metazoa; Arthropoda; Arachnida; Sarcoptiformes; Oppiidae
Source: the annotation of a GenBank genome assembly